CCGGCCCCUCAGCCCCGAGCGCAGGCCCCGCGGCCCGGCCCCGCCGCCGCCGCCGCCAUGGCGCUGAAGAUGGUGAAGGGCAGCAUCGACCGCAUGUUUGAUAAAAACCUGCAGGAUCUGGUGCGCGGAAUCCGCAACCACAAGGAGGAUGAGGCGAAAUACAUCUCCCAGUGCAUCGAUGAGAUCAAGCAGGAGCUGAAGCAGGACAACAUUGCCGUGAAAGCAAACGCAGUCUGCAAACUUACAUAUUUACAGAUGCUGGGCUACGACAUCAGCUGGGCUGCUUUCAACAUUAUUGAAGUCAUGAGUGCGUCCAAGUUUACAUUCAAACGCAUCGGUUACCUAGCUGCCUCUCAGUGCUUUCACGAAGGGACUGAUGUAAUUAUGUUGACUACUAAUCAGAUCCGAAAGGACCUGAGUAGCCCUAACCAGUAUGAUACUGGAGUUGCACUGACUGGCUUGUCCUGUUUUGUUACUCCAGAUCUUGCCAGGGACUUGGCAAAUGACAUCAUGACACUGAUGUCUCACACAAAGCCUUACAUCAGGAAGAAGGCAGUGUUAAUCAUGUACAAAGUUUUUUUGAAAUACCCAGAGUCCCUCCGUCCUGCAUUUCCUCGCCUUAAAGAGAAACUUGAAGAUCCAGAUCCUGGUGUGCAGUCUGCUGCAGUAAAUGUCAUUUGUGAGCUGGCUCGACGCAAUCCCAAAAACUACCUUUCCCUUGCUCCACUCUUUUUCAAGUUGAUGACGUCGUCAACCAAUAAUUGGGUUCUUAUUAAAAUUAUAAAACUGUUUGGUGCUCUUACUCCAUUAGAACCAAGGCUGGGAAAGAAACUGAUUGAGCCUCUGACCAACCUCAUCCAUAGCACCUCAGCCAUGUCCCUCUUAUAUGAAUGUGUGAACACAGUAAUAGCAGUUCUGAUCUCUCUGUCCUCGGGGAUGCCCAAUCACAGCGCCAGCAUCCAGCUUUGUGUUCAGAAGUUAAGGAUAUUGAUAGAAGAUUCGGACCAGAACUUGAAAUACCUGGGACUGUUAGCGAUGUCCAAAAUCCUGAAAACGCAUCCUAAAUCAGUUCAAUCUCACAAGGAUCUCAUUCUCCAGUGUCUGGAUGACAAAGAUGAGUCCAUCCGACUCAGAGCUUUAGAUCUCCUCUAUGGCAUGGUAUCGAAGAAGAACUUGAUGGAGAUAGUGAAGAAACUGAUGAUUCACGUGGAUAAAGCAGAAGGGACGACGUACCGGGAUGAGCUGCUGACUAAAAUCAUAGAUAUUUGUAGUCAGUCCAAUUAUCAAUAUAUCACAAACUUCGAAUGGUACAUAAGCAUCUUGGUGGAGCUGACCCGCUUGGAAGGGACACGGCACGGGCAUCUCAUAGCAGCCCAGAUGCUGGAUGUAGCCAUCAGAGUGAAAGCUAUCCGUAAGUUUGCGGUCUCUCAGAUGGCCAUGCUCCUGGACAACGCCCACCUCAUCGCCAGCAACACCCAGAGGAACGGGAUCUGCGAGGUGCUCUACGCCGCCGCUUGGAUCUGCGGGGAGUUCUCCGAACACCUGGAGGAAGCAAACCAAACUUUAGAAGCAAUGUUGAGGCCUAAAGUUACGACUCUGCCAGGCCACAUCCAGGCAGUGUAUGUGCAGAACAUGGUGAAGCUCUACGCGUCCAUCCUGCAGCAGAAGGAGCAGGCUGGGGAAAAGGAAGGGGCUCAGGAAAUCACACAGCUCAUGAUCGACCGCCUGCCACAGUUUGUCCAGAGUGCAGACCUGGAAGUUCAGGAGAGGGCUUCUUGCAUCUUGCAACUAAUAAAAUAUAUUCAGAAGCUACAAAUAAAAGAAGUCCCUGUAGCUGAGGAAGUAAUAGCCCUGUUUGCUGGUGAGCUGAACCCUGUGGCUCCUAAAGCUCAGAAGAAAGUACCAGUUCCAGAGGGCUUGGACCUUGAUGCCUGGAUCAAUGAACCUCCAUCAGACAGUGAGUCUGAAGAUGAAAAGCCCAAAACAAUUUUCCACGAUGAGGAACAAAGGCAUUCCAGACACAGGCAGCCAGAAAUAGAUGAAGAGGAACUGGCCAGACGUCGAGAAGCCCGGAAACAAGAACAGGCAAACAACCCAUUUUAUAUAAAAAGCUCUCCUUCCCCACAGAAGCGAUACCAAGACACUCCAGGUGUGGAACACAUCCCUGUGGUCCAGAUCGACCUUUCUGUCCCCUUAAAAGUUCCGGGAAUGCCUAUGUCUGACCAGUAUGUGAAACUGGAAGAAGAGCGAAGACACAAACAGAAACUGGAGAAAGACAAGAAAAAGAAAAAACAGAAAAAGGAGAAGAGAGGUAAACACCAUCGUCAUAACUCUCUGCACACGGAGAGCGAGGAGGACAUCGCUCCAGCUCACCACGUCGACAUCAUAACAGAAGAGAUGCCAGAGAACGCUUUGCCCAGUGAUGAAGAUGACAAAGAUCCCAAUGACCCGUACAAGGCGCUGGACAUAGAUCUGGAUAAUCUGGUUUCAGGGAAGCCUUCCAGACCCUUAGCAGACAGUGAGAAGCUGCCAGUGCAGAGGCACAGAAAUGUUGAGACCCUGAAGUCACCAGAUUCUGAAGCUCCCCUAGUAGAGAAGAAGAGCAAGAAACCCAAAAAGAAGGAAAAGAAACACAAAGAAAAAGAGAGAGACAAAGGCAAGAAGAAAGAGAAAGAGAAGAAGGUAGUGGAGGAGGAAGAAGCGAAGAAGGGGGAAGACUUGGAUUUCUGGCUCUCCACGGCUCCACCGGCUGCUUCCACGACCCAGGCACAGAGCGAGCCUGAAGCGAGUGCUGCUGUUGUGGCUGAAACUCAAGAGGUGAAAAAGGAAGAAAGGGAAGAGCGAGAUGAUGAUGAGGAGGAUGAUGAAGGAAAGAAGUCCUCCAAGCAUAAGAAGAAAAAGCACAAGAAGGAGAAAGAAGAGAAAUCAAAGGAUAAAAAGAAAUCCAAGAAGAAGAGUCAUCACAGUGAGGAGGAGCCGACGGAGUCGGUGCAGAACGGAACACUAGACGAUGAACCACUACCACCCAUGUCCAGUUACCGCCUUCUUGCUGAAAAUUCAUACAUUAAAACGACCUACGAUAUUCAAGGAAACCUCCAGAAUGAUAGUCAAGUUACUGUCUCUGUUAUCUUUGAAAACAAAAGCACUAGCUUCCUUAAGAGCAUGGAAUUAAAUGUCCUGGACUCUCUCAACACUAAAAUGCUCCGACCGGAAGGAUCAUCAGUCCACGACGGGAUCCCUGUGCCCUUCCAGCUCCCCCCUGGAAUCUCUAAUGAAGCCCAGUUUGUGUUUACACUUCAGAGUAUUGUUAUGGCUCAGAAGUUAAAAGGAACACUGUCCUUUAUAGUCAAAAAUGAUGAAGGUUCAACCCAUGAAAAACUAGAUUUCAAAUUGCACUUCAGUUGCGCUUCAUACUUGAUCACGACGCCUUGCUAUAGUGAUGCUUUUGCCAAGCUCUUAGAGUCUGGAGAUCUGCACAUGAGUUCUAUUAAAGUAGAUGGAAUUAGCAUUUCUUUCCAACAUCUACUGGCAAAGAUCUGUUUUCAUCAUCAUUUUUCAGUUGUGGAACGUGUUGAUUCGUGUGCAUCCAUGUACAGCCGUUCUAUCCAAGGCCAUCACGUCUGCCUACUGGUAAAAAAGGGAGAGAACUCUGUAUCCGUAGAUGGGAAAUGCAAUGAUUCCACCCUGCUUAGCAACUUGUUGGAUGAGAUGAAAGAGACAUUGUCCAAGUGCUGAAUACUCCGUAUAAAAUAUUCCAACUCCCAGAAACACACCUAACGUGUAAAGACGAGCAGACCCAAGUGUUAAGUUUCUCCCUCGUACGCAUGUACUAUCCUGGGGCACGUGCUUUUUCAGUUAACUCCACCAUUGUUUGCAGUUUAGACAUUUUAAGGCUGUAUGUUACCUUUUUAUUUCCCAACUUUUUACAAACUGUGGUGUUAACCCUUUCUAGCCCAAAGAGAUCCUGGUGACGUGACUGGAGGAGGGAGGAAGGGAGAGAGGGACACUUUAUUCAGCAGCUCACGGUGAUCCCUUGCCAUCUGCGGGGGACGGUGGACGAAGCAGAAGUUUUAUCAACAGUAGCACAGAGUCUGUUGCUUGUGCUUUUUGCCAGGGAAGGUUGACUUGAUCCUUAGCCAUGGAAUAAAUCUUCAGGGCUGCUGUAGUUGUAUAUUUCUAGCAGAGGCUGGUGCUGGACCUGAAGGCCUCUUUUUUUUUUUUUUUUUUGGUUGUUAUUUUGGUUUUUUUUUUAAAUAUGAUUUAUUAUUAUUAUUAUUAUCUCAAGAUCUAUUGUGAUCAGCGUAUAAGCAUCCUCCAUCUCCUUGAGCUAAUCCAAACGAGCCCUGAGAGAGCUGGGAUGUUUUGAGUUUCUGUUGAUAGUAGUUGCCUUGAGCCUUAACCUCCUGUUUGGUGUGGGCUGGAAGAGCGAGUGCCUGGAGGUGUUCCUGCUUGGUUCUCUGCUCCCCUUGACCGCCCCCGCCAGCGGGGCCUCUCCUGCCUCUCCCCCUCGAGCACUCUCUGCCCGUGUCUUUUACGAGUCCACUUUGAUUUCACAUUCCCAACGAGCUGGGGUGUAGCACGAAAACUGGAAAUCCAAAGGGGUCUGUUCCUGCUUUGUCUGUUAAUCAUUUUCCUCACCGGCUGAGGUUGACCGCGACCAGGUUAGAGAUGCCCACGCUGUACCCUCUUGGACUGGGAACAGUUUGGGUGCAGCCCCGUCCCCUCCCUCUGUGCUGGUUGUCCCCGUGAUGUCCCCCGGCAGCAGAACCGUCCCUGGGGGCAGGAGGGAGGGUGGGGGGAGGCUGCAGCCCCUGGAGGGGGUGACCUUAGAGGGGAGAAGGGGAGGGUUUACAAAGUGAAGCCCUUCCUGCGCUAUUGAAACCUUUUGGAAUCACUGACUGGAAAAGGGGAUGUCGCUGGGUCCUUUGGAGAUGCUUCGUUGAUGCCCUUCUUCAAAAUAUCUUGCUUUUGAUUUUUUUUUUUUCUUUAAUUUCUUUUCCCCACGUCUCUUACUUGCUGUUCCAUACCCAGCAAUCUGAGCACAUGCUUAAACGGUUUUGCUGUGGGGCUCAGGGCAGGAGCUGUCAGUGGCUCUUCCCAAAAGUGUCCCCGGGGAGGGGUCGGGUGGUUGUACACAUCUCCAGCACCACCACCACCCCGAGCGUCACCGGCGCCCGGCGGAGCUGAACUGAAACCCUCUGCAGGGAAGGGGAUAAAACGUUGGUUGGUCUUUUGGGUGAAUGUCCUGUGCUCUCAGCGUGUCUCGUGCCCUUCACACCCUUCCCAAAGUGGGGGAUUUUCCCCAGGGCUCUCCCGUGGGUCCUUGGCCAGGACCAGCUUUGUCUCCUGAUGGUGUCCUGCAGCAGGUCUCGCUGCCGGGGAAGCGGUGGGGUCUGGUACCGGUCAACCUCCCCUGGUCAGGCAGUUUGUGUAUUAGAAACUGAACAUAUUACAAUUGUCUUAAAAGGAUAACGUUCCUCAAUUAGUGGUUUGUUUUGUUGUUUUGUUUUUGUUUUUUUUUUUUUUAAAUUCAUGGAUGAAAACUGUCACUUUAGCAUGUAGAGUCUUCUCUUACGGAAUCCUGUGCAGUGAUUCUAGAAUUUUGAACCUGUAUGAUGUGUUACAUUCACAAAUUUAUUUGCUAUCAACAUUCCCUUGGAGAAAAAAGAAAAAAAAAAAAAAAAAGAAAAAGAAAACAACAUACCACAAGCUGCUGUAAUGAUUUUGUGUCAAGAUGAUCCAAUAAACUUUCAAAACAAA
This is a messenger RNA of Calidris pugnax (ruff), 5760 nucleotides long. RefSeq names its product adaptor-related protein complex 3, delta 1 subunit (gene AP3D1). The record is from RefSeq and is a predicted model, not a curated record. Gene Ontology annotation, biological process: anterograde synaptic vesicle transport; synaptic vesicle membrane organization; protein targeting to vacuole. Gene Ontology annotation, cellular component: endosome membrane; membrane coat; presynaptic endosome. The coding region runs from base 58 to 3735 and encodes 1225 amino acids. Lineage: Eukaryota; Metazoa; Chordata; Aves; Charadriiformes; Scolopacidae. The transcript has 33 exons.